Messenger RNA from Fusarium vanettenii 77-13-4, 870 nucleotides. RefSeq lists its product as uncharacterized. NCBI's taxonomy places the organism in Eukaryota, Fungi, Ascomycota, Sordariomycetes, Hypocreales, Nectriaceae. Gene Ontology annotation, molecular function: cellulose binding; hydrolase activity. The transcript has 6 exons. Gene Ontology annotation, cellular component: extracellular region. The coding region runs from base 1 to 870 and encodes 289 amino acids. The record is from RefSeq and is a predicted model, not a curated record. Gene Ontology annotation, biological process: carbohydrate metabolic process.
AUGCGAGCCUCUCUAGAUCAGACUCUUCUCCUUUCAUGCCCCGACAUUCAAAUCUUUGGCGCCCGUGAGACCACUGUGUCUCCGGGCUUUGGUUCCGCUGGCGCACUGAUCGACAUGAUCAAGGCUGAUCAUUCGGGUGUUACCGCGGAGGCUAUCGAAUACCCGGCCUGUGGAGGCCAGUCCUCCUGCGGUGGUGUUCAGUACGGCGAUUCUGCGAAACAAGGCACCGAGGCCGUGACCACCGCUGUCAAUGACUUCCACUCUCGCUGUCCCGAUUCGCAGAUUGUUUUGGUUGGAUAUUCACAGGGCGGUCACAUCAUGCACAACGCCAUCUGCGGAGGAGGAGACUCCGGAGCCGGUAUCACUGACACCGCUGUUCCUAUCACAGCCAGCGCAGUAGCCCAGGUCAAGGCAGCCAUCCUGCUUGGCGACCCUCGUUAUGUCAGUGGGCUCGCAUAUGGAGUUGGAACCUGCACUUCUGGCGGCUUUGAUGCUCGACCAGCUGGUUUUGUAUGUCCAAACGCCGCCAAGGUUCAGUUGUACUGUGAUGCUGAGGAUCCAUACUGCUGCGACGGAAACGAUGCCAACCACCAUCAGCAAUACGUUACUCUCUACGGAACGGAGGCUUUGGCUUUUGUCAACGGCAAGCUUGGCGCUUCUGGCGAGGCCGCUCCUGUUCAACCCUCUACUGGCUCCGACGACAGCGCUGGUGGUAGCCCGAGUGCUACCGGAGGAAACGGACAGGAGCAGGGCACCAACUGUGCCGCUCUCUGGGGUCAAUGCGGCGGCCAGGCAUUCACCGGAGCCACCUGUUGCUCAGAGGGAACUUGCAAGCAGUUCAACCAGUAUUACUCGCAGUGCUUGAAUUAG